AUGGAUCGCGAACCAGACGCCCAUUCCAUGGACAGAGCCUCCACGGUCAGGAGGCGCAGCAUUGUUACAAUGACCGACAGGCAGACACUUUACAUAGAUCUGAACCUCACCUCCACAGACAUGUUUCCUGCUGUUUUUGCGGAUGACAAAACAAGCAGUAAUACAUACUCACAGGAAAGGGAGGUAAGCAUGAACGCGGAACCUAUUCAACCAAAAAAAGAUGAUCUGGUGCCGCUUGAGGUUCCACCACCACCAAAGUACUUGUCUGGUACUAAAUUAAUUUUGGUGAUGGCUUGUGUGACCAUCGUCUGCUGGCUCAUGUUCUUAGACAGCUCUAUUAUCGUCACUGCGAUUCCUGCAAUCACUGACGAAUUCCACUCUCUUGGUGAUAUUGGCUGGUAUGGAAGCGCAUACCAUCUUGCAAAUGCAGCAUUUCAGCCGCUCACUGGCAAGGUUUAUCGAUACUUUAGCUCAAAGUGGUCUUUUUUUACUUUUUUGAUGAUAUUCGAGCUUGGGUCUUUGAUCUGCGGAGCUGCGCCGUCCUCGACGAUCUUGAUUGUCGGAAGAGUCGUCGCGGGAGUGGGGAGCGCCGGUAUCAUGAGCGGUGGCCUUACGAUCAUUGCUGGAAGUGUACCUCUGGAGAAGAGGCCUGCGCUAACGGGUUUGCUCAUUGGCCUCGCGAACAGCGGCGGGGUUUUCGGCCCAGUACUUGGUGGCGUAAUAACUCAAUACAGCACGUGGAGAUGGACAUUCUACAUCAACCUUCCCAUCGGCGGGCUCGUUUUGCCACUUCUUGUGUGGACAGACAUACCCGACCAAGUGCCGAAGCCCAGUCCGAUGGCUGUCAUUCCGAAGCUACAUCAUUAUCUCGACUUCGUUGGGUUUGUCUUAUGCGCCGGAGCUGCCGUGUUGUUGCUUCUGGCUCUGGAACUUGGAGGAAAAGAGGAAUUCAGCAGCCCAACGGUUAUUGGGAUGUUAUGCGGGUCCGCCGUGGCUUUAGUCGCUUUUCUGACUUGGAAUUAUCGAAAAGGUGAUGAUGCACUCAUUCCUCCAUCAAUGGCCGGAAAGAGACCAGUCUGGUGCGCCGCCUCGACCAACUUCACAAUGAUUGGUUCCGCUAUGAUCCAGAUAUACUUGCUCCCGCUCUAUUUCCAGGCUGUUCAAGGCGUAACACCUUCUCAGAGCGGAGUCAAUGUUUUGCCCAGCAUCCUAUCCCAACUAGCAGCUGCAUUGGGUGGAGGCAUAUUGGUGGGUAAACUUGGUUACUAUCUGCCGUGGGCCGUUGGAGGAACUGCCGUUACCAUUAUUGCAAGCGGUUUGUUUACAACGCUCACACCAACAACGCCGACUGCGCAGUGGGUUAUCUUUCAGCUCCUCACUGGUGCAGGUCGUGGCGUUGUGUUGCAGAUCCCUAGCAUUGCUGUACAAGCCAACCUGCCACCGGAACAAAUUUCCUAUGGCAUGUCUUUUGUGACGUUUUCGCAAUUCAUGGGAUCCGCUGUUGCACUGGCUAUAGGCAAUGCAAUCUUUGUUGGGGCGUUGAAGACAGAUCUUCCUCGGUUUGCGCCCAAUGUCGAUCCAGACUUGGUAAUCGAGGCUGGAGCAACUGGGUUCCGCAAAGCGGUGGCUGAGGCUGCCCUUCCCGGGGUUUUGAUGGCCUACGUGUCGAGCAUCAACAAGGAGUUUUACUUGUCAUUGGGAUUGGCAUUAGCAUCAUUCUGUUUUUCGUGGGGCCUAGGGUGGAAGGACAUUCGGCCCCCCAACAAAUCCCCGAAACCUGACUCGAGGCCAUCUUGA
Messenger RNA from Colletotrichum truncatum, 1797 nucleotides. RefSeq names its product MFS multidrug transporter. Gene Ontology annotation, biological process: transmembrane transport. NCBI's taxonomy places the organism in Eukaryota, Fungi, Ascomycota, Sordariomycetes, Glomerellales, Glomerellaceae. The record is from RefSeq and is a predicted model, not a curated record. Gene Ontology annotation, molecular function: transmembrane transporter activity. Gene Ontology annotation, cellular component: plasma membrane.